ACAUAUGUAUGUACAUACAUAUUUAUUAUUUACAUAUAUCAUACUCUGCUCCACAUAUAAAUAAUUUCGGUGAAACGUUUCUUAUUAAAUAAGUUAAGUACUUUUCAGUUAAUAAAUUCGUUUGGUAACUUUUUAUGUUCAGUGUUGUUUUGGAAAUUACACAAUCAAGUGAAGAAGAGAUUUUAAAGGGAAAUGGAAAUGAGAGGGGAUGAUGAUAAGGAGAGGGUUAUCGGACUAAUAGACAUGGACUGCUUCGAGUGCCAAGUUUAUCAGAGGGAUAAACCCAAGUUGAAGGGAAGCCCGUGCGUCGUGGCUAAUUCGAAAGGACGAAUUGUUUCUGUAAACUACGAAGCUCGUCCUGCUGGUAUAUCAAGAUCUCUCAAUGUGUCCGAUGCAAAGAAGAAAUGUGAGAACUUGACUGUCUUCAAAAUCCCAGACGUGCUUGGAAAACCCGAUAAUUCCAAGCUACGCCACGCCUCGCAAGAAGUACUCGACAUAAUUAAGGAUUACAUUGGAAAGAAUGGACGGGAUCAAAUGGUCCUCGAGUACAGCCCGACCGACGAAUUUUACUUGGAUUUAACAAACCACGUGGAUCACGAGCUGCAAGACAGAUUCAAAAAAACAUAUUAUGGGAUGAUGGCGGCUUCCCAAAUAUUUCCCCACUUGAUCGCCAUUCCAUUGUUCCUUUACACGUUACUCCAACACAGCCCGUUCGCUGCCUUGUUUGUAUGUCUCCUCAUUAUGCCGAGAUUCCUCAAGGAAUUAAAAUCUACCCGGGAGAGGAUGCGGUUACACUGUGGGGCCUCCCUGAUUCGCCGUGUCUGUAACGAGAUAGAAUCCAAAAGCAGAAUGACCGCGUCUGGUGGGGUCUCCGGUAACAAAUUUCGCGCAAAACUAGCCUCUUCAGAGAAUAAGCCGAAUGGGGUCGCAAUAAUAGAAGGGAACGAUUUUAACGACAUUUUGUCUUCCAAAAAGAUCAGGGAUGUUCCCGGUUUGAAGAGUGGUUUAGGAGAGAAAGUGUGCUCCACGUGGGGGAUCAGGGAUAUCCAGGAAUUAAAGAAGUACUCACGGGAUGAGCUGCUGCGCUACCUGGAAGAUGACGAGGUGGAGAAAAUCCUGAACAUUUUGACUGGCACCGACACCAGCCCAAAGGUUGCGAAGGAAUUCUCGGCAGCAAUUCAUUGCAGGAAACUUGGGGAUGAAGAAUUACUCAAGUUGGAGUCUGCUUUGAUGAAUUACCUGCCAAAAUCUAGUCAGUUUUUGAACAUUGUGAGGCAAAAGAUCCUUCAACUCAUCAAAGAACCCAUAAUUUCGGACGUAUUUCUCUACAAGGAUGACGAAACUCAAGAUUUUGAUAAGUGGGCCGACACUUUCGUUGUCUGCGCCCAAAAUAACGUAAAUUAUGUCCAAAUUCUGCAAAAAUUUUAUAGACUGGUCUAAAACAGAGAAAAGUGAAUAAGCCUCCUAAAGGAGACCUAGAAGACUCAACUCCAUAAGGAUGCGUAAGCCACGUUGAGAGCCAAUAACAGACGACGGCGAGGUUUUUGCACUUUUUCAUCUCAGUUUUUUCAGCUUCUUAAACAAUCAAAAAUAUACAUUUGUUUCGAUUUUGGCGUCCAACAUGUACAAUUUACUGCAUUUUUGACAGAGUUGAACUCCGAAAAUUAAAAAAAGACAUAAUUAAUAUUAAAGAAAUUUAAAUACAAAGAAUUUUCUGAUUGGCUGUCGAUGGGUGGGAGGGGUCGAAAACCACGCCGUCCUCUAUUAUUGGUUCUGGCUUUUCAACGUGGCUUAUGCAUUUAUGAAUGUAUGUUCAAUGGGUCUGAAAAGGUUAAUAUUUUCCAUGGUAUGUAAUUAGAUCCACAGUGAAUACUGCAUCCUACCGCGUCCACCAGAAUUAAUUCCGGUCAAUUCCGGAAUGAUGCAAUCCUUCGAGGAAUUAAUAGAGUAGGAUCGCACCCACAUUUUUGGAUCGGUUCCACAAACUUUUCUAGACUCGUAUUUGCGACCCAUUUUGGAAAAGAGAGGGAUUCAAUAUAAAGAUAAUCCAUGCGAUGCGCAUGUCCUGGAUGUGGAGACGGCAUUAAAUUAUGACAAAGAAUACACUUAUCAAGACAACGAAAUUUCAAUGAGGGUUUCCUCCAUUCGACAAAUUGAUGCGGAUAUUGACCAAAUUUUGCAAAAUUGGGCUUGGACACUUCCUCACUCAAAGGGAAUUUGUCAGGAACGAUUCGCAAACUGGGAUCCGUUGGGGUGUACGCGAAUCCGAACCUGGCCAGCUAUGCGGUCCACGCCUCGGUAGGACUACUCCAAGUUCUGUUCAUCUACGCCUUUCGUCGCCGCGGGUUGGGGAUCAUCGUGAUGAAGGCGCUCGCGAGAAAAGCGGCGGACCUCGGGCUAAUUCUGAGGGCGGAGUGCAUGGUGGACAACGACGCAUCGCGACAAGUGCAGCUCAAAGCGGGGAUGGUUUUUGUGGAUAAGACCAACUGGAUAUUGUGCCGGCAGGAGUAUGAUCGCUGCUGGAAAAAAAUAUUUCUUCCCGGUAUCCAACAUUGCCAAACAAUUUCCCGGUCCCAAAAAUUUCCCGAUUUAGUGACCUUUAUAGUAAUUCUUCUCACAAACCCUUUGGACAAUACAAUAGUACUUAGCUAAUUACUUGGUUUACUAAUUGUAAUUACCAUGCGUUUCUAUUAUUACACUGCAUUUGAUGCUACUUAUAUUCAUUUGUGGGAAUAAGAAGCAAGAAGUUUUAUUAUAUUUUUCAGCGUUGAUCUUCAGUCCCGCGAAAGAUUAUAUCAACACUGCAUGUACAUAGAUAGGAGAUUUUAGAAUUUAAUUGAGUGUAGUAAGGAGUAGAAGCUACUACCAAACUAAUGCUUUCAGUAUUUUUGAUAAGAAGUAUUUUGUAUACAGUAUGGUAGAGCUAACUGCAUGUAUAUACGAGGAAUGAACCGCGUAACUGCAAGAGUUCUCAUGUUACAAAUUUCUGGUUGAUCUUGAGGAUCAGUUAGCUUCCGAUUUGAAAUCAAUUUUUCGAAAGUGUUUUCCCCCAUUUAUGCAUCGUUGAAGGCGAGACCCACAGAGCCAGUUCUCGGUGGAAGCACCCACUAAAUUCAAGAAUCUUAUAGCACACAUAAUGUAAUGCAUAAGUUAUAUGACGCAUUUAUCUUCUACCUCUUUUCGAUAAAGUAGAUUUAUGGGAACUAUGGCCAACCAGCUCACGCUUGCCAAAACAAUCACAGAAAUAGGUCAUUUGCUUUCUAGCGACCCGUAGCAUCGGGGAGACCUACAUUUGUUAAAGAUGGCUAUCUUAAAGAUGGGUUCUUCGUGGAUUGCUCCGAAUUGAAACCUUCAGGGCAUUCUUCUUGGUUGGGGUUUUCUGGGUUUCGAAAAUGUCUUUUUCGACCGUUCCUUGUCAAUCUAAAUAGUCUCCAGGAAUCCUUUUCUAAGGUCAUGCAAAUUAAUCACUUGGCUGUACCCAAGGAACAAAUAACCUUCCGAAGUGUGCGUUUACAGGUCACCUCGAAAAACAUAUAAUAAGAAAAACUUUGUCAAUUGCCAACUGAUUUUGCUCAAAUUUUGCAUACCAUUGGGAAUAGGGAGUACGCCAUUUUUGACGACUCCAUUUUUAAGUAGAUGAUUUUUUUCCGACUUAUGGGCCAAAAAUACCCUCCAGGAGGAUGUUUCUUAGAGGAUUCCUCCCAAAACAAUUUCGAUAGAGUAAUUUUGUGAACCAGAACUCUAACAAUCUUCAGACAUAAAAAAUAUUAUUUCGUAUAUUUAUUGCUAUAUUUUUGCUUCCGCGAGUAACAACAACGGUUAUCAAAUGGCUGAGAUAAGUCGGUUGGAAGUUUCCCAGCAUUGCUUCACUGGGGGCUGUUGUGUUAAUAAUGCCAGCAAUUCAUUAUGCUAUGCAUCCUUGUUAAUUGAUGAAUAAAGGAAAAAUUUAAAAAGUUGCAAAAUAAAAAAAA
Messenger RNA from Folsomia candida, 3971 nucleotides. Its product is annotated as DNA polymerase eta. The record is from RefSeq and is a predicted model, not a curated record. Gene Ontology annotation, cellular component: replication fork; site of double-strand break; nucleus. Bases 193 to 1440 code for a protein of 415 amino acids. Gene Ontology annotation, biological process: error-prone translesion synthesis; response to radiation. Lineage: Eukaryota; Metazoa; Arthropoda; Collembola; Entomobryomorpha; Isotomidae. Gene Ontology annotation, molecular function: DNA-directed DNA polymerase activity. The transcript is spliced from 6 exons.